Messenger RNA from Salvelinus fontinalis (brook trout), 10698 nucleotides. Its product is annotated as transcriptional regulator ATRX-like. The record is from RefSeq and is a predicted model, not a curated record. Gene Ontology annotation, cellular component: nucleus. The coding region runs from base 183 to 7031 and encodes 2282 amino acids. Gene Ontology annotation, molecular function: ATP binding; ATP-dependent chromatin remodeler activity; ATP hydrolysis activity. Lineage: Eukaryota; Metazoa; Chordata; Actinopteri; Salmoniformes; Salmonidae. The transcript is spliced from 33 exons.
CGAGCCAUCCGGUAAAAUGGCGCCUUUGCUUUGUCUCCACUGAAAGGGUUGCUUCAAUAUUCUAACAUUUUUCUAAAAUAGAAAUUACUGAGAAUUAUCAGUUUUGCAUCUCCGGGACGACGUCCCAAGAACUACACGUGUCUCAGUCAUUCGAGAAAUGACAAAAGAGUACAGUAGGUAAAAUGAGUAAGGCCUCAACUGAAUCUACAGACCAGAUGAUGGAGGAGGAAGUAGAUCAACAUCCGAUUACAGACCAGAUGGAGGAGGAGGAGGAGGAAGUAGAUCAACAUCCGAUUACAGACCAGAUGAUGGAGGAGGAGGAACCUGGGAGCUCAGCAGAGACUGAGAGACCCUCCUCUUCUCACACCAAGAGGAAGCCUGCUGUCGCAGCCAAGCACACUGGAGGGAAUAAGUCUGACGCCUCGGACCAGAGUGGACAGGAAGAUGGGGACUCUGACAACCCCUCAGAUGGCAUGUUGGUGGUACGGCCUCCUGCUGGGACUGACAACAAGGAGAGCAGAGGAGCCAUGAAGCUCCGAGUGGACCUCUCAAGGAGAAAGACAGAUACCACUCUGCAGGAGAGAAUAGACUGCACCGCCUGUGGACAGCAGGUUAACCACUUCCAGCGCCACUCAGUGUUUGAGCACCCCAUGCUCCAUGUGCUCCUCUGCAAGUCGUGCUAUAAGUAUUACACCAGCGAUGACAUCAAUAAAGACGAGGACGGCAUGGACGAACAGUGCAGGUGGUGUGCUGAAGGGGGCAACCUGAUCUGCUGUGACUACUGCCACAACGCCUUCUGUAAGAAGUGUAUCCUGCGUAACCUGGGGCGCAAGGAGCUGUCCAUGAUCACCGACGACGACAGUAAAUGGUCCUGCUAUAUCUGCAGCCCUCAGCCCCUCUCAGACAUCGCCUCCAACUGCUCCAACAUCAUGACCAAGCUGGAGAGCUUCUGGCGUACGGGACGCAAGAAAGAGAGGGAGGUGAAAGGGCACAGUAAGGGUAAAGGUCACCACCACCAUGGUAAAGCUGUGGUGAACGGUAAGGAGCAUUCAGACGGGUCAGGGACCCUCACCUUCUCCUAUAAGACCCUGAAAGUCCCCAAGGAGCUUGUGAAGAGGACCAAGAAGCUGAUUGAGACGACCACAGGGCUCAACAACACCUUCAUCCAUUUCAUCCAGCAGGCUGAGGAGGAGCAGGGAGCAGGAGGAGGUGGCAGCGGGACCAGACACCUCAAGGCCUUCAGGUCUGUUCUGGCUGAUCUGAAGAAGGCCCACGCUGCCCUAGAGGAGGACUUGGAGUCACAGUUCAUUUCCCCGGACCAGGGGCUGCAGAACGGGGAUGCUGUCUCCAACACCGACGGCCACGACCAGAUUGACAACAUGGUUGAGGAUGGACAGGAGGCAGAAGAGGAUAAAAUGGCCGACACUGAAGAUGGGAAGGAGCUAGAGGAGGAUGGGGGCUUGUCAGAGGACGCAGAGAUGGAGGGGAGCCCUACGCCUCAGGACCACUCGGACACAGAGACAGACAGCCAGGCCAAAGACCAGACAGCAGUGAAAGUGGAGGAGGAGGAGGAAGAAGAAGAAGAAGAGGAGGAGGAUGGAGAGGAGGGUGACCGGGAUAAAGACAUUGCGUCCGUCGGGCCGUCCGUCCCUGACGAGCUCUUCCAAAUGGUAGAGAGUCUGGCGGACUCCGCAGGGUUAACGCCCGGCAACGACGCCAUGGAACCCACAGCUGCUAGCCAAUCCGAGAGCCCCGCCGCCGGCUCAAACAGGAAGUCACUUGAAACCCAUAAGGAGAAGGCCAUGCCCAAGGUGAAGAACCUGAUCGUGAAGCUGACGCCCGUUCCUGUGGUUACCACACGCACCUCCAGGUCUAAGAGCAAGGAUAAGGAUGGAGGGAAGGAGAGGAGUAAGGAUGGAGGGAAGGAGAGGAGUAAGGAUGGAGGGAAGGAGAGGAGUAAGGAUGGAGGGAAGGAGAGGAGUAAGGAUGGAGGGAAGGAGAAGAGUAAGGAUGGAGGGAAGGAGAAGAGUAAGGAUGGAGGGAAGGAGAAGAGUGAGGAUGGAGGGAAGGAGAGGAGUGAGGAUGGAGGGAAGGAGGAGAGUGAGGAUGGAGGGAAGGAGGAGAGUGAGGAUGGAGGGAAGGAGGAGAGUGAGGAUGGAGGGAAGAAGGAGAGUGAGGAUGGAGGGAAGGAGGAGAGUAAAGAUGGAGGGAAGGAGAGGAGUAAGGAUGGAGGGAAGGAGGGGGAGAGGAUUAAGGAUGGAGGGAAGGAGAGGGAGAGGAGUAAGGAUGGAGGGAAAGUGAGGAGUAAGGAUGGAGGGAAGGAGAGGAGUAAGGAUGGAGGGAAGGAGAGGAGUAAGGAUGGAGGGAAGGAGAGGAGUAAGGAUGGAGGGAAGGAGAAGGAGAGUGGUGAGAAGGAGAGGAGUAAGGAUGGAGGGAAGGAGGAGAGUGAGGUGGAGGAAGGUGCGGGCUCUGAGGAGGACAGCCGUCGCUCCAGCCGCACAAAGACCACACCUCUCAGGAAGUCACCGGACGGGAAGAACAAGAUGGCCGAAUCCUCUCAGGAGAACAGCAACUCAGAGGGCAAGAGUCCCAGCAGGCUGAAGAGUAGAACCAAAGGCAGCUCGGAGAAGGAACGUGAGGAGGAGGAGGAGGAGGAGGAGGAGGAGCAGAGCAAUGCCUCCACCAAGGUGACCGCUGACCCUUCUAAACAAGAAGUGGACUCUGACUCUGACGAGGUUCCGGACAUCCUGCUCCAGACUGCAGCGGUGGAACGCAGCUCGGACGAGGACGCGCAGCAGGACGCCGAUGGUAACGAGGGCAACAGGAGCUUCAAAAGGUGCCAGUUCAAACUCAGCAAGAAAGACGGAGAGGAGGAGGAGAAGAAUGACAAGGUGAAGACUGAGAAGAAGCUGGCGGCCAAACGCAAACUGAAAGUCGACGAUUCAGACAACUCAGAGUCCGACUCAGACGAAGACGCGAAGAAGAAGAAGAAGUCCUCCACGGCUUCUGCCAAAAAGACAUCCAAGAAGAAGAACUCGGACGGCUCCUCUAACUCCGACUCUGACCUGGAGAAGGAGAUGAAGGGACUCAGCAAACUGGGGCCGGGGAAACAGAGGAGCAGCCGUGUGAAGAAAGAAAGAGAGGAGAAGGAGAAGAAGGGCGGGGAUCGGAGGCGGUCGUACGAACUGAAACGCAAAGCCAGAGGUCGAGGAGCCAAGCAACAAGAUUCAUCGUCUGAUGACGAGGAGGAUGAGGAGGAGGGAGGAGGAGGGUCUGGAGAGGAGAGUGGAGACCAGCAGAAGAUUAAACCCAUCGUGGAGGAGACGGUGGUAGCAGGGAGGGGAACCUUCCGCCAGUCCUCAGGAGAUGAAGGUAACCAUGACGCCUCUCAGAUGGCUGAUGAGGAGGACGAUGAUCCAGAGAACAGAAUUGCCAAGAAGAUGCUGCUGGCCCAGAUCAAGGCUAACUACUCUUCAGGAGCGGAGGAGAGCUCUGACGAGGACGGAGACGGAGAAGAGAAGGAACAGAAGAAGGGGAAGGGAGGCGAGGAGGAGGAGGAGGAAGAAGACGAUGAUGACGAUGAUGACGAAGGGGGCUCUGACGUGGAUGUGAAGAAGAGUGUGGGGCGUCGCCACCGGCUGCUCCGCCACAAACUGACGCUGUGCGAAGUGGAGUCGGGAGAGAAGGAGAAACCAGCCAGCAAGGGGAAGAAGGAGACCAAGAGGACCAGACGGAAAGUGGGUAGUGAUGACUCAGCAGACUCAGACUUUAAGGAGGCAGCUAGCAGCAGUGAGUCAGGAGUUAGUGAGGAGAUCAGUGAGAAGGAAUCGUCGUCAGAGGAGGAGUCGGAGUCUGAGAAGGAAGGCGGUAGCCACAGGAGGACCACUCGCUCCUCCAAGAAGAAGAAGAAGAAGAAGAAGAAGGAGGAGAGGAGCUACGCCCAGAAGAAGAAACGGCGUCGCAUCAAGGUCCAGGAUUCUUCAUCUGACGAGAAGAGCGGGUCAGGAGAGGACGGCUCGGGGAAGGAGGAUGGAGACACUCCUAAAGGACAGAGGAAGAAGAUCAGAAAAAUCCUCAAGGACGACAAGCUGAGGAUGGAAACGAGGGAUGCCCUGAAGGAGGAGGAGGAGAGGAGGAGACGCAUCUCUGAGAGGGAGCAGCUCAGGGAGAAACUCAGAGAGACUCUAUAUGUCCCUCCCGACCAGGUACUCGUGGUGGAGGAGGCGUCUGCCGUGGCUUGUCCAAUCACAACCAAGCUGGUGCUGGAUGUAGACGAGGAGACCAAGGAGCCCAUGGUGCAGGUCCACCGCAAUCUGGUCACUAAACUCAAACCACACCAGGUCGACGGGGUCCAGUUCAUGUGGGACUGCUGUUGUGAGUCGGUGAAGAAAACCAGCAAGAACUCUGGUUCUGGAUGUAUCCUGGCUCACUGUAUGGGCCUGGGAAAAACACUGCAGGUGGUAACCCUACUCCACACACUACUGCUGUGUGAAAAGUUAGACUUUUCCACGGCUCUGAUCGUUUGUCCUCUCAACACGGUUCUCAACUGGCUCAAUGAGUUUGAGAAGUGGCAGUACGGCUUCAAGGAUGAGGAGAGUUUAGAGGUGACGGAGCUGGCCACGGUGAAGCGACCUCAGGAGAGAGCAGCUGCUCUGCAGCAGUGGCAGGAGGAUGGGGGGAUCAUGAUCAUUGGCUAUGAGAUGUACCGUAACCUCACACAGGGUAGAAACAUCAAGAGCAAGAAACUCAAAGAGACCUUCCAGAAGACCCUGGUUGACCCAGGCCCAGACUUUGUGAUCUGUGAUGAGGGCCACAUCUUGAAGAACGAGGCGUCGGCCAUCUCUAAAGCCAUGAACUCCAUCAAGACCCGACGGAGAGUGGUGCUCACCGGCACACCGCUGCAGAACAACCUCAUAGAGUACCACUGCAUGGUGAACUUCAUCAAGGAGAACCUGCUGGGGUCAGUGAAGGAGUUCAGGAACCGCUUCGUCAACCCCAUCCAGAACGGGCAGGCAGCAGACUCCACGGACCAGGACGUACGGAUCAUGAAGAAGAGGGCUCACAUCCUCUAUGAGAUGCUCAAUGGAUGUGUACAGAGAAGAGACUACUCUGCCCUGACCAAGUUCCUGCCUCCUAAACAUGAGUACGUUGUGUCUGUCAGAGUCACGCCCAUCCAGUGUACUCUAUACCGACACUACCUGGAGCACCUAACAGGUGCGGGGAACGCGGUGGAGGGGGGUCGGGGUCGAGCCGGCACCAAACUCUUCCAGGACUUCCAGAUGCUCAGCAGAAUCUGGACCCAUCCCUGGUGCCUGCAGCUGGACUACAUCAGCAAGGAAAACAAGGGGUACUUUGAUGAGGACAGCAUGGAUGAGUUCAUCGCUUCGGAGACCGAGGAAUCUUCUUUAAGCAUGACCUCUGAAGACGAGAAACAGAAAAAGAAGAAGAAGCGGGGGAAAGCCAGGAAGAAGGACAGCGACUCAGACAGUGAUGCUCUGGAGGUAAUAAAGGAAUGGAACACCAGCUCCCGCGGAGGAGACCCUUCCAGCCGUAACCGGGCGGAGCCAGAGGAGGAAGUGCGUCCAGCCUCCAGCCCUGGCACCAGGAGUCCUGACUGGCACAAAGAGUUUGUUACGGAGGCCGACUCUGAGAUCCUGGAGCAUUCUGGGAAAAUGGUGCUGCUGUUUGAGAUCCUCCGCAUGGCCGAGGAGGUGGAGGACAAAGUUCUGGUGUUCAGUCAGUCUCUGAUCUCUCUGGACCUGAUCGAAGAUUUCCUGGAGCUGGCUGGCCGAGCCAAAGAGGAGGAGAAACCCUCUCCCUACAAAGGUGAAGGGAAGUGGUUCCGGAACAUAGACUACUACCGUUUGGACGGCUCCACCAACGCCCUGAACCGGAAGAAGUGGGCCGAGGAGUUCAAUGACUACAGCAACGUCCGAGGUCGGUUGUUCCUGAUCUCGACCAGGGCUGGUUCUCUGGGCAUCAACCUGAUAGGAGCUAACCGGGUCAUCAUCUUUGACGCGUCCUGGAACCCGUCGUAUGACAUCCAGAGUAUCUUCAGGCUCUACCGCUUCGGACAGCUCAAGACCUGCUACGUCUACCGAUUCCUGGCCCAGGGUACUAUGGAAGAGAAGAUCUAUGACCGCCAGGUGGCUAAACAGUCUCUGUCCUUCCGAGUGGUGGAUCAACAGCAGAUCGAGAGACAUUUCACCAUGAAUGAGCUGACCGAGCUCUACGCCUUUGAACCUGACCUUCUGGAUGAUCCCACUGGCAAGAAGAGCAAGAGGACCACUCCUAUGCUGCCAAAGGACCCCUUCCUAGCUGAGCUGCUCCACAGCAAUAAGGAGCAGAUUGUGGGCUAUCAUGAACACGACUCCCUGCUGGAUCACAAGGAAGAGGAGGCUCUCAGCGAAGAGGACCGCAAAGCAGCCUGGGCCGAGUACGAGGCGGAGAAAAAGGGUCUGUCUAUGCGUGUGAACCAUGGAGCGUACGGAGGACAGAUGGACAUGGGAGGAGCUAACAGCUUCUUCCCCUUCAACGUUGCCGCACUGGCCUCUAUGUCCAACCCCCAGCUAGAGGAGUUGAUCAACCAGGGCCGUCAAAAGGUGAUGGAGGCCACCAACUCUCUCAAGUUCCUCCCCAGAGAAGCUCUAGAGGACACCAUCGGGAGAGUGUGGAGGGAGAACCCAGCCCUAACGGAGUCCCAGGUCCACGCCAUGGCUCUGGGGAGACAGGCCAGUGUAGAGAUGGAGCUCAAACAUAGAGAAGCUGUCUACAGAGACGUCCUCAAUAAGCAACAGACUCUGAUGAUGUACGUUCAGAAGGUGAUCACCAACAGGAAGGUGAGAGAGCAGCAGAUCGCCAUGGCCAACCAGGCCCAGCUGAUGAGCCAGAUGAACGGCAUGCUGGGAGCUGGAGGGAUGAGCCAGAUGGAACUCUUGGGGUUGUACCAACAGCUGGGGGCUCUACAGGGUCAUCCCACCCACCCCUCCAUGGGCGGCAAGAACCCCGGCCCCUCCAAGGGCAACCUGUAAGGGGAGGUGGACCCAGGGCGUGCCCUAUAUAGUGCACUAUCCCCUACAUAGUGCACUAUCCACUAUCCAUAUUGGCUGAGUGCGCAACGUUAGACCAAUGUAGCGAAUAUGGUUCCAUUUGUGACCCGGACUGCCCCCUUCGAUGUCUCAGUAGGCUGCUCCCUAAUGCUGCUCCGUCUCCUACGUAGUGCACUAGAUGGAGCCCGGAGCCCUAGGGUUUUUGGUUAGAAGUAGUGCGCUACGUAGGGGAUAUAGGGGUGUGAUCUGGGAACGUAGCCGCUGCCUACUUACCACAACCCUUCUUCACUGGGGAGAGACGACACCAGAGAGAAGGGUCUCGGAGCCCCUCGCCCCUCUCUCCUGAAGGAGGAGAGCAGCGAAUGAAAUGACUUGUAUAUGAAAGGGUUUCAGCAAUUUCAUUUUAAAUUCUGUAUAUACCGCCUUAAUGUGUUAUUCCAUGUUUUCUUCUAUAGUUCACGUGUAUUUAAAGGAAAAAACGUAAAACAUUGCGGUAUUCUUUCCACUUGAAAGGAGGGUUUGUUUAAGUAAUUGAUUAUUCUGUAAGUUGUGUUUUUUUUAUACAGUUUUAAUGAAUGCUUAUCUAAAUAACCCCCAGAGGGUGACCGUAGUGCUGACUAACGGGUGACAGGACUAUUUUAGGAUAUUAAACAGCUACAAGAUUGGAUCCCCCUAUAGAACCCUCCCUCCACCAAGACUCGCGGGCUAGCAGACCACGCGGGCUAGCAGACCACGCGGGCUAGCAGACCCCGCGGGCUAGCAGACCCCGCGGGCUAGCAGACCCCGCGGGCUAGCAGACCCCGCGGGCUAGCAGACCCCGCGGGCUAGCAGACCCCGCGGGCUAGCAGACCCCGCGGGCUAGCAGACCCCGCGGGCUAGCAGACCCCGCGGGCUAGCAGACCCCGCGGGCUAGCAGACCCCGCGGGCUAGCAGACCCCGCGGGCUAGCCUUCCAUUUCCUAAAGUGUUGUAUAAAUGAGAUUUGAGAAUGAUUAUCUAUCUGCUUGUAGCUCUUAAUAUUUCCACUGUUUAUCUCUGAUCACGGUCAUUAUAAUAGUAAUAUGGAAUGCUCUUGUGUCGUUUAAAACACUGUCUCCCCUCGCUCGCCCCUCACUCACUUCCCCGGGACUCUCUCUCUCUUUGUAAAGCUCAUGCUCUUGUUGUCCCGUUGUUGCCUCGCGUAGCUCCAUAUCCCAGGGUGCUCUUCAUCGUUUUCUUUCUGUUUCGCUUGUUGCAUCUUGAUCCAUCCCUGGUGAAGGACUGGGUAGAGGAAGGUUGGCGUGGUUCACCAAGCAAGGUCAUGUCCAGCUCUUUUUUUUUUUUUCCAUUAUGGGUGGGCCCAGCGGGAAUCAAACUCACCAUCUUGACGUUGCAAGUGCCAGGAUCAACUGAGCCACAAAGGACUGACGUUUGACACCGUGUAGCUUUUAAAUCAGCACCCGAACCUUUCAAAAUGUUUUGGACCUUCUAAUUGAGAUUCCAGUGAGCCAUUCCUUAUCCCAGACCUGGGUUAGCUUGGCUAGCGGCACCAGACCUGGGUUAGCUGGCUAGCGGCACCAGACCUGGGUUAGCUGGCUAGCGGCACCAGACCUGGGUUAGCUGGGCUAGCGGCACCAGACCUGGGUUAGCUGGCUAGCGGCACCAGACUUGGGUUAGCUGGCUAGCGGCACCAGACUUGGGUUAGCUGGGCUAGCGGCACCAGACCUGGGUUAGCUGGCUAGCGGCACCAGACCUGGGUUAGCUGGCUAGCGGCACCAGACCUGGGUUAGCUGGCUAGCGGCACCAGACCUGGGUUAGCUGGCUAGCGGCACCAGACCUGGGUUAGCUGGCUAGCGGCACCAGACCUGGGUUAGCUGGCUAGCGGCACCAGACCUGGGUUAGCUGGCUAGCGGCACCAGACCUGGGUUAGCUGGCUAGCGGCACCAGACCUGGGUUAGCUGGCUAGCGGCACCAGACCUGGGUUAGCUGGCUAGCGGCACCAGACCUGGGUUAGCUGGCUAGCGGCACCAGACCUGGGUUAGCUGGGCUAGCGGCACCAGACCUGGGUUAGCUGGCUGGGAUUUACACACAGGCUACCUGUUCUCUACUAUAGUCGACACACAGGCUACCUGUUCUCUACUAUAGUCGACAUCCAGGCUACCUGUUCUCUACUAUAGUAGACACCCAGGCUACCUGUCCUCUACUAUAGUAGACACCCAGGCUACCUGUCCUCUACUAUAGUAGACACCCAGGCUACCUGUCCUCUACUAUAGUAGACACCCAGGCUACCUGUCCUCUACUAUAGUAGACACACAGGCUACCUGUCCUCUACUAUAGUAGACACCCAGGCUACCUGUCCUCUACUAUAGUAGACACCCAGGCUACCUGUUCUCUACUAUAGUAGACACCCAGGCUACCUGUUCUCUACUAUAGUAGACACCCAGGCUACCUGUUCUCUACUAUAGUAGACACCCAGGCUACCUGUUCUCUACUAUAGUAGACACCCAGGCUACCUGUUCUCUACUAUAGUAGACACCCAGGCUACCUGUUCUCUACUAUAGUAGACACCCAGGCUACCUGUUCUCUACUAUAGUAGACACCCAGGCUACCUGUUCUCUACUAUAGUAGACACCCAGGCUACCUGUUCUCUACUAUAGUAGACACACAGGCUACCUGUUCUCUACUAUAGUCGACACCCAGGCUACCUGUUCUCUACUAUAGUCGACACCCAGGCUACCUGUCCUCUACUAUAGUCGACACCCAGGCUACCUGUCCUCUACUAUAGUAGACACCCAGGCUACCUGUCCUCUACUCUAGUCGACACCCAGGCUACCUGUCCUCUACUCUAGUCGACACCCAGGCUACCUGUCCUCUACUCUAGUCGACACCCAGGCUACCUGUCCUCUACUCUAGUCGACACCCAGGCUACCUGUCCUCUACUCUAGUAGACACCCAGGCUACCUGUCCUCUACUCUAGUAGACACCCAGGCUACCUGUCCUCUACUCUAGUAGACACCCAGGCUACCUGUCCUCUACUCUAGUAGACACCCAGGCUACCUGUCCUCUACUCUAGUAGACACCCAGGCUACCUGUCCUCUACUAUAGUAGACACCCAGGCUACCUGUCCUCUACUAUAGUAGACACCCAGGCUACCUGUCCUCUACUAUAGUAGACACCCAGGCUACCUGUCCUCUACUAUAGUAGACACCCAGGCUACCUGUCCUCUACUAUAGUAGACACCCAGGCUACCUGUCCUCUACUAUAGUAGACACCCAGGCUACCUGUCCUCUACUAUAGUAGACACCCAGGCUACCUGUCCUCUACUAUAGUAGACACCCAGGCUACCUGUUCUCUACUAUAGUAGACACCCAGGCUACUUGUUACUCUCACUAAAUAAAAGUCAGUGUUGUCGAUGUUAAGAGGAGGAAGUGAUGACUGUCUGACCCGAUCGACCGGAGACGGAGUUCCCCCGUUUGCACAAUAAGGUGUAUUUCUGAAAUGUAGCCUGUAGCCUGUCGCCCUCCCACUCUACUCCACCACGAAUGUUCUUCUCAUGUUUAGCAAAUACCCCCAACUUGUUUUUGUUGCCAUUCAUUGAUUAAUCUGAACAGCUACUAUCUUGAAAAGUAUUUAAAAUAACAUUUAAUAAAGUGACCAAAAGGGUGACCACC